AUGAAUUCAUUGAAAUCUUUAACAUUGCUAUCGCUCGCCAUUGGAUUGGCUCGGGCACACAGUCAUAACGGCGGCGCACAAAAACCAUUGGUAUCAUCGAGCGAUUAUACUUGCCAACAUCCAGCAUAUCAGAGCCAUAUAGUAUCCAAAUCGCCGUUAGUCAUAUAUUCAGCAAAUUUCAUCACAGCUGAAGAACAAGCGCAUCUCCGGGAGAUAACCAAAGACACUUUCUCCCACUCCGCUGUCGCUGAUGCAUCCGGCGCCCAAGGGCUAAGGCAGACGCGAACUUCGCAGUCAACCAACGUGCCGCGCGACGUCGUGGUUCGGUGCAUCGAGGAGCGAGCGCUGUUAUUCCAAGGCUUUGACGUGCCACGGACGCACCUUGAACCCCUGCAGCUGGUUAAGUACGGCCAGGGAGAACGGUACCAUUUUCAUACCGAUUGGUACACGAACGCAGCGCAUGCGACCUCUGCGCUAGGUGGCAACCGGCUGAGCUCCUUUUUCGCAUACGUCGCCGCCUCGGAAGACAUCACGGGCGGCGGUACCAAUUUUCCUAUGGUGUCUGCACCCCACGAUGAGCGUUGGUGCGAAUUCGUCGACUGCGAUGAGCCGUGGGAGAAUGGAGUUACGUUCCGUCCUAUCGUUGGCAACGCGGUCUUCUGGCAGAACUUGCUCGAAGAUGGUACGGGGGAUCAGGCGACAUUGCAUGCUGGUCUGCCAGUUACUAGUGGUUCUAAGAUAGGGAUGAAUAUUUGGACGAGGCAAGGUCCAUUGGGCGAAGAUAUCAGAGGACCAGAUGUUUAG
This is a messenger RNA of Daldinia childiae, 804 nucleotides long. RefSeq names its product putative prolyl 4-hydroxylase 10. Lineage: Eukaryota; Fungi; Ascomycota; Sordariomycetes; Xylariales; Hypoxylaceae. Gene Ontology annotation, molecular function: iron ion binding; procollagen-proline 4-dioxygenase activity; L-ascorbic acid binding. Bases 1 to 804 code for a protein of 267 amino acids. Gene Ontology annotation, biological process: peptidyl-proline hydroxylation to 4-hydroxy-L-proline. The transcript is spliced from 3 exons. The record is from RefSeq and is a predicted model, not a curated record. Gene Ontology annotation, cellular component: endoplasmic reticulum.